This is a messenger RNA of Ambispora gerdemannii, 1121 nucleotides long. NCBI's taxonomy places the organism in Eukaryota, Fungi, Glomeromycota, Glomeromycetes, Archaeosporales, Ambisporaceae. The record is from the annotation of a GenBank genome assembly.
AUGUCCUCACAACAUCAAUCGAAAAAAAGAGUUCAAUUGAGCAUUGAUAAUAAACGCGAAAUUUGUGAAUAUGCGAAACAAAAUUCUACUUUAAACCAUGCAGACAUUGCCAAACAUUUUAAUGAUAAAUAUAAUUUUAACAUAAAUCGCUCAACUGUAACCAAAAUUUUAUCCAAAAAAGAAAAAUGGCUUAAUAUACUUUCGACACAACAGGAUCCUAGCACAGUUCGUCAACGUUCUGUUAAGUACCCUAAGUUGAACAAAGCUAUGGAAUUGUGGGUAAACCAAGCUAUUGCGAUGAAUUUGCCUCUGUCAGAUCAAAUUCUUCAAGAAAAAGGCCUCGAAUUUGCUGAGAGCUUUAAUAUUGAAGAUGACGACAUUCGAUGCUCUAAUGGAUGGGUAUAUAAAUUCAAAAAACGGAUUGGUAUUCACAAAAUUACACUUCAUGGGGAGGCAAACAGUGCGUCACUUACAGACAUAGCAGAGGGCAGGUUAAGGUUGCAACAGGUCUUAGCUGAAUAUGAUCUUGAAAAUAUUUAUAACGCUGAUGAGACGGGUUUGUUCUAUCGCAUGGAACCUAAUCAGACACUCAGUACCAGUAGCAUAGCAGGUCGAAAAAGGGCAAUCGAAUAUAUCGCACUCGCUUGGGAGAAUAUUUCUGCUGAUACAAUUAAAAAUUGCUGGCGCCAUACUGGUGUCUUGCCGCCAGUUUGUGAUGAUACCAAUAUGAUGGACAUAGCAGGUUCAGAAAUAAACCAAGAAAACGAGAUCGAAAUGUUGGUCGAUAGUUUACCGGAUGAAAAUCGCACAAUUAUGCAAAACUAUAUACAAGAACUCGACGCUCCUAUUACUGCUGAGGAACCUCUUUCCCGUGAACAGAUAGUUUCUAUGGUCAUUAUGGAGGAUGAAGAUGACAGUGACGAGUCUCGAGAAGAAAUAUCAUGUGUGCAGGUAAAAGAUGCUCGGUUGGGUUUAGAAACUGUAAUUAGAUAUUUCGAACAGCAGUCUGACAGUACAGUCUUUGAUUUUAAUGAUUUGCGCAUGUUUCGUAAAUAUCUAAACCUGCUCAGCCUCAAGGAACUUGAAUCAAAACGUCAACAAAAAAUCGAAUCUUAUUUUAC